Messenger RNA from Myxozyma melibiosi, 3344 nucleotides. RefSeq names its product P-loop containing nucleoside triphosphate hydrolase protein. The transcript has 4 exons. Gene Ontology annotation, cellular component: ribonucleoprotein complex; cytosol. NCBI's taxonomy places the organism in Eukaryota, Fungi, Ascomycota, Lipomycetes, Lipomycetales, Lipomycetaceae. The record is from RefSeq and is a predicted model, not a curated record. Gene Ontology annotation, molecular function: GTPase activity; GTP binding; ribosome binding. The coding region runs from base 102 to 3314 and encodes 1070 amino acids. Gene Ontology annotation, biological process: cytosolic ribosome assembly.
UCGUUCCCCUGAGCUGACCAUAAAACUCAAAUUCAUUCUCUUACCAAAAAAAUUAGAUAGAAGCAGCUUUACAUCAGACCUUCUUCUGCCUCAAGCACAUAAUGGCUCCUAUAUCACCGGAGAAGCUGCGCGAUCUGCAGCUGAACCCGUCAUGCGUGCGGAAUAUCUGCGUGCUAGCGCACGUAGAUCACGGCAAGACCUCGCUGUCUGACUGUCUGCUGGCAUCUAACGGGAUCAUCUCGCAAAAGAUGGCGGGCAAAGUUCGGUAUCUUGACUCACGAGAAGACGAGCAGAUCAGAGGUAUCACUAUGGAGUCUAGUGCUAUCUCUCUAUAUUUCAAGACACUCCAGCACAACUCUGCUGAUGGCACAAGCGAGGUGAAGGAGUAUCUCAUCAAUCUCAUCGACUCUCCAGGCCACAUUGAUUUCUCCUCCGAAGUCUCGACUGCCUCGCGACUCUGCGACGGCGCCCUCGUUCUCGUCGACGCGGUCGAAGGCGUGUGCUCACAGACCGUGACCGUGCUUCGUCAGGCAUACCUGGAGCACAUAAAACCUGUCCUGGUGAUCAACAAGAUUGAUCGUCUGAUAACUGAGUUACAGCUGACUCCCUACGAAGCUUAUCUGCACAUGUCGAAACUCCUCGAGAAAGUCAACGCUGUCACUGGUUCCUUUUUCGCGAGUGAGAGGAUGGAGGAGGAGUAUGAAGAGGGCCAAGAGGAAAUGAAUGACGAAGAUUUGUACUUUUCUCCCGAGGCAAACAACGUCAUCUUUGCCAGUGCGAUCGACGGCUGGGGUUUCACCAUCCAGCAGUUUGCAGUCAUUUACGAAAAGAAACUCGGCAUGAAGCGGUCAGCGCUCGAAAAAGUCCUGUGGGGCGACUACUACUACGACGCAAAGAACAAAAAAGUUCUGACUAAUAAGACUCUCAAAGGACGAAAUAUUAAGCCCUUCUUUGUCCAGUUUGUGUUGGAAAACAUCUGGGCUAUUUACGAUAGCACUAUCUUGAACCGCGACCUGGAAAAGACUGAAAAGAUUGUCAAAGCUUUGAACGUCAAAGUUCUUCCUCGGGAUCUGCGAUCGAAAGAUACACGAGUGCUACUUAAUACUAUUUUCAACCAGUGGCUUCCGUUAUCGAGCUCAGUGCUGAUUACAGUCAUCAACAAGCUGCCUGCGCCUACUGACGCUCAACGAGAUCGAGUCCCAACUAUCUUGGAGACAACGCCAGGCGCCGAGAUGAUCUCUCCCGAGCUGAAAGAGGCGAUGAUGAAAUGCGACGCGAACGGUCCUAUAUCGGCGUAUGUGUCCAAGAUGGUUGCGAUCCCGGAGGAUGAUUUACCCCGGGAUAGACAUUCAGUAAAGGUUGAAGGUGGUGAUGGUGACGAUCUGCGCGAGAGAAUCCGAAAGGCCAGAGAAGCAGCGAAUAAAGCUCACGCAGAGGCAAUGGAGCGCGAGCAGGGCCCUGUAGCUGCUGAACCGGCUGCUAGCGAUUCCUUGGCCGCUAUGCUUGCAGAACUGAAUAUGACUGAGAAUACGGAAGCCGCAGUGAAAAAGGAGGUUAUGAUUGGUUUUGCUCGGUUGUACAGUGGUACGCUGAAGAUCGGUCAAGAGCUGCUAGUUCUGGGUCCGAAAUACAAUCCUCUGUACCCGGACAGAUAUGUUACAAAAGCCACAAUCACCGACCUCUAUCUUCUGAUGGGCCGAGAGCUCGUUUCGCUGGAAACCGUCCCAUGCGGCAACGUGGUCGGCAUUGGAGGACUAGACGGAGCUGUGCUGAAAAACGCUACCCUGGUCUCUACUGCUGGCGGCGUUAAUCUUGCCGGUGUGAAUUUAGCAUCUGCGCCUAUCGUGCGCGUCGCGCUCGAGCCAGAGCGACCAAGCGAACUUCCAAAGCUUGAGCGCGGGCUGAAGCUUCUCAACCAGGCUGAUCCUUGUGUCCAGAUUAUCGUCCAAGAAAAUGGCGAGCACGUUAUUCUCACCGCCGGAGAGUUACAUCUUGAACGAUGUCUGAAGGAUUUGCGCGAACGGUUUGCAGGUAUCGAAAUUCACAGCUCUAAGCCGAUUGUUCCGUAUCGCGAGUCGAUCGUUCGGACUUCAGACAUGCAUCCGCCAAAGAAUGCAGAACUUCCCCGUGGAACAGUCGUCGUCUCUGUUGCUGGCUCGCAAGUCACAAUUAGACUUACCGUGCGACCUUUGCCAGCGGCCGUUACCGAGCUGUUGAUAAAGCACAGAAAUGCCAUUCAAAUUCUACGAAAACGUGAGCACGGUAUUGCCGACAGUGACGCCAAGAUCUCCGGGACUGAGCAAGCGGCGACUGAGGAGUCUGUGACCGACCAGGAAGAUGGGACGACUAAGGAGAGCUCUACGGGUGCUGCUGCCGGCGACUUGGAGGAUGACGACGUCGACAAUUUCUCUUCGUCAACGUUGUUGUCUCUGGAGCAGUUCCGCGCCCAGCUGACUGAGGCAUUUGCUACUGCAGACCAUGCUAGAGAUGUAUGGGAGGGCGCAGUGGAGAAAAUUUGUGCAUUUGGUCCAAAGUUCAUCGGUCCCAAUAUUCUUCUAGACAACACCCCGAACGGAUUCUCCAAACAUAUACUGUCGUCAACCGUGUCGUCGAGAACGCCAUUCCACGACAGUAUCGUGACUGCUUUCCAGCUUGCGACAACAGCCGGUCCGCUCUGUGCCGAGCCUAUGCAAGGCGUGGCGGUCUUGGUCGAGCAAGUAGAGGUCACUACAGACUCUGAAGCUUCUGGUUCUCAGCCGAUAGCAGACACAGAGGAUGAAACCGGUCUUGCUGAUUACAGAGCCGCCGUCUCUCUUGCGGCCCGUCACUCGGGCCAGAUCAUCACUGCCACUCGAGACGCGAUCCGUAAGGGAUUUUUGGACUGGGCACCGCGCAUACUGCUCGCGAUGUACGAGGUCGAGAUCCAAGCUCCAGCAGACGUCUUAGGUCGGGUGUACUCAGUGAUCGCCCAGCGACGCGGCCGAAUCGCUUCCGAAGAGAUGAAGGAAGGAACUCCAUUUUUCAGCGUCAAGGCAGUCGUACCUGUUGCGGAAUCAUUCGGACUCUCAGAAGAUAUUCGCAAGCGAUCUUCCGGAGCAGCCAGUCCGCAGCUGAUUUUUGCGGGAUUCGAGAUGUUGGACGAAGAUCCGUUCUGGGUGCCUACGACCGAAGAAGAAUUGGAGGAGUUGGGUGAGAUUGCGGAUAAGGAAAACAUCGCAAAGAAGUACGUCGAUGCGAUUCGCAAAAGGAAGGGUAUGUUUGUGGAGGAGAAGUUGGUGAAGAACGCAGAGAAGCAGCGGACGCUUAAAAAAUAAGGCAUGCAUGCAUUUUCUACACUUUCAACU